UCUGGAUCUUUAAAUUGAUAUCCCCCAUACGCAAGUGUGAUGGCAAUAGCAUUGUUACACUUUUUUUUUGUCUCAUUUUUUUUGUCUCCUUUUUUUGUCUUCUUUUUUCCCUUUUCUUUUCUUUCCUUUUUUCACUCCGUUAUAUCUAGUCAUCUACACUAUUUCAUCCCGCUUCCAUUACAUAUAUCCCUAGGGAAGGAUAAAACUGGAAUGCUGGAAUGAGCCACCCUUCAACCCAACUCCCAGGGCUCCCGGUCUUCGUUCUUCGUUCUUCUCCCUCGGAUAGGCGGAUUUGAAUCCAGCA
Molecule: messenger RNA, 304 nt
Organism: Xylona heveae TC161
Lineage: Eukaryota; Fungi; Ascomycota; Xylonomycetes; Xylonales; Xylonaceae
Exons: 1
Coding region: 40-222 (60 amino acids)
Source: RefSeq, a predicted model, not a curated record